GCGAAUUUUGAGCUCAAUUAUUUUUCCUUCACCGAACCGAUUCCGUAUCGCUAAUCGGUUCAAUGAUUCUAUCUGCAGAUUGCUCUUCGUCUGAUUCGGUUCAAAAUUUUGCCAGACUCAAAGCCGAUUCUCUCAUGCCUGGAUCGAGGAGUCAGAUAAUAACGAACAUGAGAAGUGCGUUUACAUCGGCAUGCCAUUCAUACAUUUUCAGGGAAGAGAAGCAAGUUUCUAAAGGUUUGGUUUUUACAUUAUUCUUCUCACUAUCGGAAUGCCAUUAGAUAGCAGAGAUUGGUUACUGGAUAUGCAAUUAGUCUUUUUUGAUGCAUUAUUAGUUGCAAAACAAGUUUUACAGUAAACUGUUGCUUUGUCUACUAGGGAAGAAAUUAAGCAUAGAGUGGAUAAGGAAACAGUAAUGUGGGCUGCUUUAGUCUUUACUUUGAAAUUGGAUUCUUGAUAAGAGAAAUCUGUUUUGUAAUUUGCCUCUUCACUUUGGGAAAGAACGGCAACAAUGAUCAUAGUUUGGCUUUUUAUUUCUUUUUGGAUAACAGAGAUUGCUUACUAGAUAUGUAAUUAGUCUUAUUGGAUGCACUAUUAGUUAGAAAACAAGUUCUCCAAUAAACUGUUGCUAGGGAAGAAAUAAAGCAUAGAGUAGACGAGGAAACAAUGUAGAUGUGCAGAUUAGUCCAAGAUUUGAGCAUCUAAAUUCAAAACAUCUAAUCAUAGUCUCAUAUACUUUUUUCUCCAUACUUAUCUAGAGUGUUGCUAGGUACUUUAAAUUGAGACCUCUUGUUCCCAAGAAAUAGAUAAAUUUUCAUAGUGCUAUGUAAAAAACAGCCAUGACUGAUUCUUGAUAAGAGAAUUCCGUUUUGUAAUUUGCCUCUUCACUUUGAGAAAGAACGGCAACAAUGAUCAUGUUUGGCUUUCAAAACUGCUUCAUCUUUACCAUCCUCUGCUUCUUCUCACUCCUCUGUUACUAUUUCUUUUUCAAGAAACCAAGCGGCUCAAAAUGUGGCUUUGAUCUGCCUCCGAGCCCUCCUUCUCUCCCAAUCAUCGGUCAUCUUCACCUUCUCCUCUCUACUCCUACCCACAAGUCUCUUCAGAAACUCUCAGCCAAGUAUGGACCACUCCUCCAUCUCCGCUUCUUCAGUGUCCCCAUGGUCCUCGUCUCCUCAGCCUCUGUGGCCUACGAGAUCUUUAGGACGCACGACGCGAGCAUCUCUUCUCGUGGUCCUCCUCCUAUGGAAGAUUCUCUCUUUGCCGGAUCUUCAAGCUUCAUCUCCUCUUCCUAUGGAGAUCACUGGAAGUUCAUGAAGAAGCUUCUCGUCACAAAGCUGCUCGGACCACAGGCACUCGAGCGGUCAAGAGGCGUUCGUGCAGGUGAGCUAGAGCGGUUUUAUACAAGGCUGCUCGAUAAGGCGGCGAAGGAGGAGCACGUCGAGAUCAUUAACGAAGCGAUAAAGCUCAGCAACAACAGCAUAUGCAAGAUGACCAUGGGGAGGAGCUGUUCAGAGGAUAACGGUGAGGCAGAGAGAGUCAGAGCCGUGGCUAGCGACUCGCUUGCCUUGGGAAAGAAGAUUGUGUUGGGAUCCGUGUUGCGCGGACCGUUCAAGAAGCUUGUAAUGUUACUUCUUAAAAAGGAGAUGAUGUUUGUUUCCAACAGAUUCGAUGAGCUGCUCGAAAAGAUUCUUGUUGAGCAUGAAGAGAAACAGGACGGGAUUCACGGAACGGACUUGAUGGAAGCGUUGUUGGAAGCUUAUGGAGACGAUAACGCAGAGUACAAGAUCACUAGGAACCAUAUCAAGACGUUGCUCGCGGAUAUUUUAUUUGCAGGUACGGAUACAUCGGCGCAAGCAACACAGUGGGCAAUGGCUGAGCUCGUUAACAACCCCAACGUUCUUGAGACGCUGAGAGAAGAAAUCGAUUCGGUUGUGGGGAAAACAAGACUGAUACAAGAAACAGACCUACCAAAUCUGCCUUAUCUGCAAGCUGUGGUUAAGGAAGUACUAAGACUGCACUCGCCUGGAACCGUCUUUGGAAGAAUCUCCCAAGAAGGGUUUAGGAUGGGAAGGUUUUACAUACCGGAGGAGACAUCAUUUGCUGUUAAUGUUUAUGCUGUGAUGAGAGAUCCUCAUUACUGGGAAGAUCCUGAUGAGUUUAAGCCAGAGAGGUUUCUUCUAGAUUCUUCAAGAACAGGGGAGGAGCAAGAGAGAAGAGAGCAAGCUAUUAAGUAUAUUCCUUUCGGGAGUGGAAGGAGAGGCUGUCCUGGAGUAAAUCUGGCUUAUGUCUUUCUUGGAACAGCGGUCGGGAUGAUGGUGCAGGGAUUUGAGUGGAGGAUCAAAGGAGAUGGUAAUAAUAAGGUUAGCAUGGAAGAGGCUGUUGUAGGACUGAGUUUGACUAUGGCUCAUCCUCCUAAGUUCACUCCUGUUGCUCGAACCACAAUCCCUUUAACUUCGAAUCGUAGCUCGUGAGUUACAAGUGUAAUCAAAGUGGUCCGUAAGGUUUUGUUCAAGUAAUAAGGAAGCUUUGCAUUUUUAUGUUUCCGUGUGCCCAAGUCUUCCAAGUUUUGUUUCGGUUUAUUGUGUGAAACCGUAAACAACAUUAUGUAUUUUAUCGGUUUAGUGCGGUUUAAUUUAAUAUGGUUUAUAUUGUACUGAUUACUGAAAUACAAGGAAGAACACUUUGUUGUUGUAACUUGUAAUAUCCGUCAAUUCUCGUUUUGUUUUUGUUUUUUUUGGGUUUCAAACAUUUUUAACUAUUGAUCCUCGAUCAGCUGUUUCCUCCGAUUCGAUUCCGUAUGUGGAAGCUGAAGACCGCCGAGGGAAGUAGUCCAUGGCUGAGAACCACGAAUAAUCACGUCGGAAGGCAGUUUUGGGAGUUUGAUCCGAAGCUUCGGACUCCACAGGAGCUCGCUGACAUCGAGGAGGCGAGAAAGUCCUUUACAGAGAACCGAUUCGUGAAGAAACACAGCUCCGAUCUGCUUAUGCGCCUUCAGACAAUCUAUUCUCCCUUCGUUUUUCUUUCUGGGGUCAUGAAUUUUGAGGAACUUGUGUAGAGACCAUCGUUUUUGGUCACUGACACUUAGGAAUGCGUUACGAGAGAGAGAGAGAGAGAGAGAGAGAGAGAGAGAGAGAGAGAGCGAGUUCAUCGUUUUCUCAUAUCACUGACUAGUUUAAGCAUGAACAGUUUAACUUUUUGCUACAAUUCUGUGAAGGCUUCUCUUUACUUUCAUUGUUUAAGUAGUUUGUAGUCUCUUUUGGCCCAAGUCCAUAACUUUCUCCUCCAUUAUUUGAUGUCUGUCCUUUGAUCACUCAUCAGGGGUUUGAUAUAUGGUCCUCCUUGGACUGGCUACAAUUCUCUGAUAUUCAAGCUUUUCUUUGCUUUAUCUCUCUCUGUCACCUCCUUUCUGCAGUUCUCAAGAGAAAGCUUGAUCAGCCCAGUUUUACCUCAAGUCAAAAUCAAGAACAGUGAUGAUCUUACAGAGAAGAUGGUGGAAAGCACGUUAAAGAGGGGAUUAGAUUUCUAUUCAACGAUACAGGCGCAUGACGGGCACUGGCCAGGGGAUUAUGGUGGUCCUAUGUUUCUUCUACCAGGACUGAUAAUUACACUUUUCAUUACUGGAGCCCUGAAUACUGUAUUGUCGGAACAACAUAGACAAGAGAUGCGCCGUUAUCUCUAUAAUCACCAGAAUGAGGACGGAGGUUGGGGUCUACAUAUUGAAGGCCCCAGCACCAUGUUUGGGUCUGUCUUGAGCUAUGUUACUUUGAGGUUACUUGGAGAAGGACCUAACGAUGGAGAUGGAGCUAUGGAGAAAGGGCGAGACUGGAUACUAAACCAUGGUGGUGCUACCAAUAUCCCAUCUUGGGGGAAAAUGUGGCUAUCUGUACUCGGAGCUUUUGAAUGGUCUGGAAAUAACCCACUGCCACCUGAGAUAUGGCUUCUUCCGUAUUUCCUGCCAAUCCAUCCAGGAAGGAUGUGGUGUCAUUGUCGGAUGGUGUACUUGCCGAUGUCGUAUUUGUAUGGGAAAAGGUUUGUGGGUCCCAUAACGCCCACUGUUUUAUCACUGAGAAAGGAGCUUUUCACUGUACCAUAUCAUGAAAUCGACUGGAAUGAAGCACGUAACCUUUGUGCAACGGAGGAUUUGUACUACCCACACCCACUUCUGCAAGAUAUUCUUUGGGCAUCACUUCACAAGAUUGUUGAGCCUGUUCUAAUGCGAUGGCCGGGUGCAAAUUUGAGAGAAAAGGCUCUAAGAACCACACUAGAACAUAUUCAUUACGAAGAUGAGAAUACAAGGUACAUUUGCAUAGGACCCGUGAAUAAGGUAUUAAAUAUGCUUUGUUGUUGGGUAGAGGACCCAAACUCAGAGGCUUUCAAAUUGCACCUACCACGAAUCCAUGACUAUCUCUGGAUAGCUGACGAUGGAAUGAAGAUGCAGGGUUAUAACGGAAACCAGCUAUGGGAUACGGGUUUUGCUGUUCAAGCUAUCCUGGCAGCCAACCUUCUUGAAGAACAUGGGCCCGUUUUGAAAAAAGCACAUUCAUAUGUCAAGAAUUCUCAGGUGUUAGAGGAUUGCCCUGGAGAUCUGAGUUACUGGUAUCGCCACAUAUCUAAAGGGGCUUGGCCUUUCUCAACAGCAGAUCACGGUUGGCCUAUCUCCGAUUGCACCGCAGAAGGACUUAAAGCUGCUCUUUUGCUAUCCAAAGUUCCCAAGGAGAUUGUUGGUGAACCAGUAGAUACAAACCAGUUAUAUGAUGCUGUUAAUGUUAUCAUUUCAUUACAGAAUGCAGAUGGAGGCUUCGCAACAUAUGAGCUCACAAGGUCAUACCCUUGGUUGGAGCUAAUCAACCCAGCAGAAACCUUUGGCGAUAUUGUUAUCGAUUAUACUUAUGUGGAAUGUACGUCAGCUGCUAUCCAAGCUUUGAAAGAAUUUCGAAAGCUUUAUCCCGGUCAUCGGAAAAAGGAUGUAGAUGAGUGCAUUGAGAAGGCGGUUAAGUUCAUUGAAUCUAAUCAAGCAGCAGAUGGCUCAUGGUAUGGAUCCUGGAGUGUUUGCUUCACGUAUGGUACGUGGUUCGGAGUGAAAGCCCUGGCAGCUGUUGGAAAAACAUUGAAAAACUCUCCACAUGUUGCCAAAGCCUGUGAGUUUCUACUGUCGAAACAACAUCCUUCGGGCGGAUGGGGAGAAAGCUAUCUUUCAUGUCAAGACAAGGUAUAUUCAAACCUCGAAGGCAACAAGUCUCAUGUCGUGAAUACAGCAUGGGCUUUGCUAACGCUCAUUAGUGCUGGGCAAGCUGAGGUAGAUGGAAAGCCACUACACCGUGCUGCAAGAUACUUGAUUAAUGCUCAGAUGGAGAAUGGUGAUUUCCCACAACAGGAAUUAAUGGGAGUCUUCAACAGAAACUGCAUGAUAACAUACGCUGCGUAUCGAAACAUUUUCCCGAUAUGGGCGUUAGGGGAGUACCGUAGUAACGUAUUAUUGCAACAAGGAGAAUGAGUAGUAGCUAUUUCUCUAGGGUUUAUGGAUUAUUCUGUUGACGGAGUGAAAGAGAAAAAGGAGAUUUCUUCUCUGGUUUUAGUCAUUAUCAACAAAUCAAGUGGCUGAAGCACUGUAAUAAAAAAUCUUGAUAAUUCACGUAUAUUGAUGGAGCCUUGAUACAAGUGUACUCUGUUUCAUCUGCUUCUUCAUUUUGAGCAACAAUGGCAGCAAUAAUGAACGUUGACUUUCAAAACUGCUUCAUCUUUAUCCUCUUGUGCCUCUUCUCGAUCAUCUUUUACUCUCUCUUCCUCAAGAAACCAAAGGUUGUCUGUAAUCUGCCUCCGAGUCCUCCGUCUCUGCCCAUCAUUGGCCAUCUUCACCUUCUUCUCUCCAUCCUAAUCCACAAAUCUUUUCAGAAGCUCUCUUCCAAGUAUGGACCACUUCUUCAUCUCCGUAUCUUCAGUUUCUCCAUAGUCGUCGCCUCCUCAGCAUCAGUGGCAUAUGAGAUCCACAGGACUCACGACAGGAUCGUCUCAUCUCGUGGCCUCCCCCAGAUCGAGGAUUGCAUUAUCUUUGGAGCUUCAAGUUUCAUCAACGCUCCGUAUGGUGAUUACUGGAAAUUCAUGAAGAAACUCAUUGUCACUAACCUGCUCGGACCGCAAGCACUCGAGAGAUCACGGGGUGUCCGUGCAGAGGAGCUAGAGCGGUUUUACGCAAGCCUGCUCCAUAAGGCGAUGAAAAACGAGAGUGUUGAGAUCUUUGUGGAGGCUAUGAAGCUCAGUAACAACAGCAUUUACGAAAUGCUCAUGGGGAAGAGUUGCUCAGAGGAGAAAGGUGAGACAGAGAUAGUCAGGGGUUUGGUGACAGAGUUUGUUUCCUUGACGAAGAAGUUCUUCCUUGCAAACAUGUUGCUUAGGUUUCUCCAGAAGCAUGGUGUUUCUUUUUUCAAAAAGGAUAUAAUGUGUGCUUCUCAAAGAUUCGACGAGCUGCUAGAUAGUAUUCUUCAGGAACACGAAGAGAAUGUGGAUGAGCACCACGGUACGGAGAUCGUUAGGGUGUCUAUGAAAGCAAAUGCGGAGUAUAAGAUCACUAGGAGUCAUAUCAAGUCGCUUUUUGUGGAACUUUUCCUUGCAGGAACCGAGACCUCGGCGCAAACGAUACAGUGGACAAUGGCAGAGAUCAUUAGGAAUCCAAAGGUUCUUGAGAGAUUGAGAGAAGAAAUCGUUUCAGUAGUUGGGUUAACAAGGCUUAUUCAAGAAACUGAUUUACCGAACCUUCCUUACUUGCAAGCUGUGGUCAAGGAAGGGCUAAGACUGCACCCACCAUCGCCUCUCUCGGUAAGGACGUUCCAAGAAAAGUGUGAGAUCAAAGGGUUCUGCAUCCCGGAUAAGACACUUCUUGUUAUUAAUGCUUAUGCUGUGAUGAGAGAUCCUGACUCAUGGGAAGAUCCUCAUGAGUUUAAGCCACAGAGGUUUCUAGCUUCUUCAAGAUCAUGGCAAGAAGAUGAAAGAAGAGAGCAAUCUCUGAAGUACAUUCCUUUCGGGAGCGGAAGGAGAGGCUGUCCUGGAGCAAAUCUAGCUUCCAUCAUUGUAGAAACUGCCGUUGGAACAAUGGUGCAGGGGUUUGACUGGAGAAUCAAAGGAGGGGAGGUCAAAAUGGAAGAGACUAUCGGAGGAAUGAACCUAACCAUGGCUCAUCCCCUUGAAUGCACUCUGGUUGCUCGAACUCUAAACUCUUCAACUAAUAAUCUGCAGAUUCCCACCAGUUUCAAGUGAGCUACUUAGUUAACUAGACUUUCGGUUUUCAAGUUCGGUAAUUGAGGCAAAUCGUGGCAGAAGAUAGAGCAAUCCCUGUAACAAAACCUCCCACUGUAAACAAGUUUUUAAACGAGGAAAAGGAAGAGCGUCUUCCAUAUCUGCGAGAAAGCAUUCAAAAGACUCUAGUGAGGGACAUUGCUUACACUGUGAGUUAAUCUUGAAUUGUUCAGUUUACAGCUUGAGAAGAUGUGAAUAUUACCAAUGUUAUCACGAGUGUUAACUUUGAUCUGAGUUUAUAUUAUUAAAAUAACAAACAAGGUUCUUGCUGUCCAUUAUCUUUUUUUCAAGAACUAAACAAAGGGAUUCUUAAUUAUGUUUCAUCUUCGUCUUUCACUUCGGAGCAACAAUGGCAGCAAUGUUCAUCGUUGACUUUCGAAACUGUUUCAUCUUCAUCCUCCUCUGCCUCUUCUCAGUCCUCUGCUACUCUCUCUUCUUCAAGAAACCAAAGAACUCACGAGGCUGUGAUCUGCCUCCAAGCCCUCCGUCUCUUCCGAUCAUCGGUCAUCUUCACUUUCUUUUCUCUUCUCUUUCCCACAAAUCUCUUCAGAAACUGUCUACCAAAUAUGGACCUCUCCUCCAUAUCCGCAUCUUCAGUGUCCCCAUCAUCCUCGUCUCUUCUGCUUCAAUGGCCUACGAGAUCUUCAGGGCCCACGACGUGAACGUUUCUUCUCGCGGUGCUGCUGCGAUUGAUGAGUCCCUAGUGUUUGGAUCUUCCGGCUUCUUCACCGCUCCCUCUGGAGAUUAAUGGAAGUUCAUGAAAAAGCUUAUGGCCACUAAGCUGCUUCGACCACAAGCGUUGGAGCGGUCACGAGAUGUUCGUGUUGAAGAGGAUGAGCAUGUGAAGGAGUUUUUCAGAGGAGAACGGUGAGGCAGUGAGAGUCAGAGGCUUGGUGGAUGAAACGUAUGCCUUGGCGAAGAAGAUUUUCGUGGCGGCUAUACUGCGCAGACCGCUUGAGAAGCUUGGGAUCCCACUAUUCAAGAAGGAUAUAAUGAGAGUUUCUAACAGAUUCAGUGAGCUGCUAGAGAGGAUGCUUGUGGAACACAAAGAGAAGCUGCGCGAGGAGCAUCAAGGUAAGGAUAUGAUGGACGUAUUAUUGGCAGCUUGUGAAGACGAAGACGCAGAGUAUAAGAUCACUAGGAGUCAUAUCAAGUCGUUCUUCGUGGAGCUUUUCGUUGGAGGCACUGAUACCUCGGUGCAGACAACACAGUGGACAAUGGCUGAGAUCAUCAACAACCCUGACGUUCUUGAGAGACUAAGAGAAGAAAUCGAUUCCGUUGUAGGGAAAUCAAGGUUGAUUCAAGAAACGGAUAUACCAAAGCUUCCUUACUUGCAAGCGGUCAUCAAGGAAGGGCUAAGAUUGCACCCGCCUGGGCCUCUCUUGGUAAGGACGUUCCAAGAAAAGUGUGAGAUUAAAGGAUUCUACAUUUCGGAAAAGACAACUCUUGUUAUUAAUGCUUACGCUGUGAUGAGAGAUCCUGAUUCCUGGGAAGAUCCUAAUGAGUUUAAGCCAGAGAGGUUUCUAGCUUCUUCGAGAUUAGGACAAGAAGACGAGAGAGAGCAAGCACUCAAGUAUAUUCCUUUCAGGAGUGGAAGAAGAGGCUGUCCUGGAUCAAACCUGGCUUAUAUCUUUGUAGGAAUCGCAAUAGGAGUGAUGGUACAGUGUUUUGACUGGAGAAUCAAAGGAGAUAAGGUCAACAUGAAAAAGACUUUUAAAGAAAUGAAUCUAAGCAUGGUUCAUCCACUUAAGUGCACUCCAGUUCCACGAACCAAACCUUUUUCUAUUUCUAAUCUCGAGACUCCUGACACUCAACUCUGAAAAUAACAUGUAAGAAAUUCGCUUACAUUUGUUCUGUUCAUCUUCUUCAAAGAUUAUAAUAAUAAUAAUAAUGACGCUUGGAGGAAUGAACUUAA
Messenger RNA from Thlaspi arvense, 9202 nucleotides. The record is from the annotation of a GenBank genome assembly. Lineage: Eukaryota; Viridiplantae; Streptophyta; Magnoliopsida; Brassicales; Brassicaceae.